AUGGCUGAGAAUUCGGAGCCGUUGAGGUAUGCAGACGUGGGCAUCAACCUUGGAGACCCCGUCUUUCGUGGCAAAUAUCACGGCAAACAAGCACAUGCGGAUGACCUGGACGAUGUGAUCCAGAGGGCUCUUGAUGUCGGGUGUACGAAAAUGAUGAUCACGGGUUCCAAUCUGAAAGAAUCCCGGCAUGCUGUCGAAAUUGCCCAACAACACCCGGAUGUCUGCUAUGCCACUGUUGGAGUCCAUCCAUGCUCGACACAGGACUUUGACAAUUAUCCAGGCGGCCCCGAUGCUCUGAUCAAAGACCUACGUGCGCUGGCCCUAGAAGCCAAAGAGAGCCGUUAUGCGGUUGCAUUUGGCGAAAUCGGGUUGGAUUACGACCGACUGUUCCUAUCCCCGAUGGACGUUCAGCUCAAAUACUUUGAGCUUCAGCUCGACCUGGCGGAGGAAUUGCAGCUGCCCUUGUUUCUGCACUCAAGAGCUUGCAGUGAGGAUUUCGAAAGAAUCAUUUCGGCGCGACUCGACAAGCUGCCCAAACGUGGACUGGUGCACAGCUUCACAGGGACGAUCCCAGAACUGCAGUCGCUGGUCAAGCUUGGAUUUGACAUUGGGAUCAACGGCUGCAGCAUGAAGACCGAGGAGAACCUGGAGACAGUCAAGGCGGUGCCGUUGGAUCGACUGCAGAUCGAAACGGACGGGCCAUGGUGCGAGAUUCGAGCGUCUCAUGCCUCGUCGAAGUAUCUCAAGGAUGGACCGACGGUCCCAAAAGCCGUGAAGAAGGAGAAGUGGCAGAAAGGGUUGAUGGUCAAGGGUCGAAACGAGCCGGCCACCAUUGUCCAGGUUGCUCAUGUGAUUGCUGGGGUGAAGGGAAUUCCGGUGCACGAGGUUUGUGAGGCGGCGUGGAAGAACUCGACCGAGAUGUUUGGCCUGGGUGUUCCGGUCCAUGGGAGCAGUGCCAGUUGA
This is a messenger RNA of Capronia coronata CBS 617.96, 963 nucleotides long. Its product is annotated as TatD DNase family protein. Gene Ontology annotation, molecular function: 3'-5'-DNA exonuclease activity. The record is from RefSeq and is a predicted model, not a curated record. Bases 1 to 963 code for a protein of 320 amino acids. Gene Ontology annotation, cellular component: cytosol. Lineage: Eukaryota; Fungi; Ascomycota; Eurotiomycetes; Chaetothyriales; Herpotrichiellaceae. The transcript has 3 exons.